UCAAAGUUGCCGAGCCCGUGUAGGGGGUCCAGCGCUGUGCUGAGUGGAGGUUUGUUGUGAUUCUCGUGUUCAGGUGAAGCGGAGCCGCUGUGUCAGGCUAAAGGCUCCGGGCUAAACCUCCUACAGCCUCAGAGCAGCUCAGCCGAGCCGAGAGUGGUCCACCCUGCCGGGCUUCUCCCACUUCCUUUCUCGCGUCUCCGCUGCUUAGGCGGUUUCUCGCUCUAAUUCUGCGCUUUAAUUCGCACUUUGUUGUGGAAAAUGCACUUGUAGUCACAGCUGUCGUAGAAGAGGGAAGGCGAAGAGGCUCGUAUGGGUGUCUGGACGCUUCUUCAGCCUUUCAUCGACUUCCAGCACUCACAGAAAGUGGACUUGAAGACGAGAACGCUCCCUGGAAGGUGACAGCGGUGACUUUGUUGCAACCACAGAAAGUUGGCAUGCAGCAGCAGUGGCAAUGACAUCUCACUGACACAACAACAAGCUGCUGAUUGUGGUCCAUAUUUUCAGCAGCCCAGAGUGCAAGGUCUGAGGAGAUAAGAGGAAGAGCAGAGAAAAAAGAAGCAGGAGUACAAAAGAGCGGCGCUGUGGAAAAAGGGAAAGAGUGAAGUAGAGAGAAAGGCCUGCAAGGGGAUCAGCUGGGAACCAUGGGGAAACAGAACAGCAAGCUGCGGCCCGAGGUGCUCCAAGACCUGCGGGAGAACACCGAGUUCACUGACCACGAGCUGCAGGAGUGGUAUAAAGGCUUUCUGAAGGACUGCCCCACAGGUCAUCUCACAGUGGAAGAGUUUAAAAAGAUCUACGCCAACUUCUUCCCUUACGGAGACGCCUCCAAGUUUGCCGAGCACGUGUUCAGAACAUUCGACACCAACGCCGACGGGACUAUCGACUUCAGGGAGUUCAUCAUCGCGCUGAGUGUGACCUCACGAGGAAAGCUGGAGCAGAAGCUCAAGUGGGCCUUCAGCAUGUACGACCUGGACGGCAACGGAUACAUCAGCCGAGCAGAGAUGCUGGAAAUCGUUCAGGCUAUCUAUAAGAUGGUUUCUUCUGUGAUGAAGAUGCCAGAGGAUGAGUCUACUCCAGAGAAGAGGACAGAUAAGAUUUUCAGACAGAUGGACACCAACAACGAUGGAAAGAUUUCUCUGGAGGAGUUUAUCAAAGGUGCCAGGAGUGACCCCUCUAUUGUCCGCCUUCUCCAGUGUGACCCCAGCAGUGCCAGCCAGUUCUGAGCUUCAGCCAUUGAGAUUUCAGCCGGCAUAGCACAUCCUAAUAGUGUUCAUUUGAGUCCAAAGUGCACACUGUAAGUUUUCAUGUCACUGUGAAUUUUAUCACUGUAGUCAGUAUGAGAUUCACUGAUUCCUUCACAGCAUGUCACAGAACCUCUGGUUUGGACCAAUUUGCGAAUGUGGAUUUUGAGGAUUGAGGUCAAGAGCUCAGUCAUCAGUCCUAGUACCAUUAUGCUUCAGAGUACCACAUAUUAUGGAAUGGGAAUGUGGUGUUGUGUAAUUUUCUCUGCGUUUGUGUUUUAAUGGUUAAUGGAACAAUGGGGAAAAAAAGAAUGUGUUUGUGAAAAGGCAGCACUGUUAAGGACUGUCACUUCAUUUUAGUGAGCAGUGCAUAAGACUGAGAGUUUAAGCAGGUUCUAAGUGUAGAAUGAUCUCAGUCUUACUUUUGUUUUAGCUGGAUUCUUUUUUUAAUUACAUCCAAGUGUUAUAUUGGCAUUGUUUUGUGCGCAUUGAUAUGUUUCUGGUUGAAAAUGCAAGCAGUCUCUAGAUCCACAGCACCCUUCAGCUUCCUCCCCCUGGACUGCAUGGACGUUCAUCAGUGUGCCUUUGUGAUUGGCUGUUCUUUUAUAAAUGCAAUGGAUUUAUCCUGUUUGUGGUUCUGCAUUUUGUCAGACGGUUUGCUUACAACCUUGCUGUUGCAUGUAUUUUGACAAAAUUUUUAUAUUACUGUUGUGGUGAAUGUAAGGACUGUACUGAUAUCGUUGUUUUGUAUUCUUUGCCAUUAUUGUUGUUAAUGGUGCACCCCUAUGGAAUAUAGUGAAGCCCAAUGUGAAUGCCUUUUUCUUUUUACUUUUCUUAUUCUUCUCUCAGUGUCAUAUUACUCUGCCAUCAGAAAAAGACGAAUUAUUUCAGUGUGCCACAUGCUGUAUCUUCAUGCACUACCUGUCAGAUAGCACAUUUCAGUAAUGUAGAUUGCGCAUCUGGGACUUCAUCGUUUUCUGUUUCCCAUCGCCAUAGAAACUGGCCUGUCAUAAGAUGCUACUUGACGGAGAUAGUCAUGGGGAUGCUUCUGACCCCACGACUGGCUUUUUCCAGCACAGUCAUUAACAUGCCAUCGGGAACAUGUCAAGCGAAGUGUCACUGGAAUCUCCCCUGUGACUUCUCAGACGUUAAGUAAACACUUCUAGUUAAACAGGGCGAGAAUGAAGGAAAAAUCGAGUCUAAAUUGUGAUCAUAAACGUAAAACUUAAAUCCCUCCAUGACAGUUAUGACCCUGGCACCAGAGCAGAGCAUUAAGCCAGCUAGCCUUGACAUUUUUUUGUUCUAAACUGCUGUUCAUGGUUAUAACAGAUGUCUUGCAGUAUUUAUAAAGAAACUGUAACUGUGCUAUUAAUAUAAAAGUUCUGGAGUGUUACUGUGACAAUUCCCCUUUUGUUUGCAUUAAAAUGUUGUGCUUCCUUUUUGGAUUGAAAUAGUGGUUGUUUUUUUUUUUUUGUGUCAAGCAUCACCUCAGUGUUUCACAGGGUCAGAUAUUUAUGACACAUACUGUACUGUGCAAAAGUCGCGACCACCAAGCAAUCCCAAACACAUUCGGUGAUGCUGAGGUCUGGACUCUGGGGUGGCCAGUUGAUUGUUCUGGGAACACUAACAGCCUCUUUAUUUGAUUUGCAAAUGUUCUCUUUCGUAUUUUGUUCCUCAGUAAUGGCUUCUUGACAGCUACACAUCCAUUUCAGACUUUUCCGUUCUAAAGCAAGAGUCAAGCUUGAUUUUCUCAUUUUUCCAUCAAAGAUAAAAGCUUUAUGUAAUGUUAAUCUGAUAACAGUUUUGGUGAUCUUGCAUGUUUUUUAGACAUCACAGUUGUUUGAACUACAAUUUUGGAAAGUCCUGAAAUCUACUCUGGAAGAUCUCCUGAAAAAUGAAAAACUUGUACUUAAUGGCUGUUUUGACUGGAAAUUAAAUAAAUGAAAUGUGGUCUCUGACUUUUGCACAGUCCUGUAAAUAAACAAAAAUAAAAGAGGACAAACCUUUUGACUUUUGCAUGUGUUAUAGCACUAUGAAUUAAUUCCAAAACUAAACCAAUUACACAUUUUCUUGUAUAAAAUUGUCAAAAAAUGGUCUUACUGGUUAGAUUUACAGUAGAAGGAAAGCUCAGCCAGUAGUCUUGAGUUCAGCUGCUGUGUGUGCCCCAUGGAAUUGAGAGACCGAGCAAACCUUGUUAUUUUCCUCAUAUAUUUUCAUCCACUCACUGGUAAUUCUGUUUUUAGACGGUGUCUAAAGAGAUGGAUUUUAUGCUCAUGCAGCUCUCAGCAAACUGUCGUGAGGAACCUUUCUGUCCCAGAGGAUUAUGCAGCUGCAUGCCUUCCCUGAGCUACCAGCAGCACGCCUUAUAAACAAUUGCAAAUCGUGCCGCUUAAUUAGCCAAGGUGCACUGUUGAAUGCAUCCUGCCUGCAGCUCCUCAGGUAUUUGAUUCCCUGAUAAUGGCAAGUGGGGGAGGGGAUAUUGACUGGUGCUGCCCCUUCAAACAAGCAGAAGUGCUCACACCGAGGAUGGAGACAGGAGGAGCUGUGUGUGGAAUUGAUGAAGCACAAAUUGAACAGGAUAGAAACAGUAAAUGGGCCUAGGACGAAUUCCCUCAGCCUGCAGUGACUGGCGUAUAGCAGUGAGUCAUGUCUAAGACUCAGUGGCAGGGAAACUAGUGGAACCAAGUGCUGCAGAAGUGAUAAGCAAACUGGUAGAGCAUUCAGGCAAGAAAGGGAGAGAUUAGAAAAGUCUGUAUGGAGGACUGAAAAGGGGGUUUGUGCUUGUCUGGCUAUUGAAAUGCUUAUGGAGCAUUUAACAUUUCGAUUUACCUGUGUUGAUGUUCUAAACCAGCAGGGAGAAGAGAAUCCAUGGUAUUUUCUCACACAUUACAGUAACAGUUUAUUACUGUAAUGCGUGACUGAGUUGUUCCACACUGAAGACUUACAUAGAGAAACACUGCCACCCAGCAGCAGAGAUUAGAACUGCAAGAACCCUGCAUAGCAGGGAAUGAAUACCACCAAAGAAAUGCUUCUAUUUUGAAUUCUUUUCCAAGUUAGUAGAGUUUUUCAUUACAGUGUAUAUUAUCUGCAUAACAAUUUCAGUGGAAAGUAGAAACUUUGAAAAUAUUUAGCUGAAUUUCAGAAUUUCUUAGUAUGUAGUAUUUUCCUAUUUUUGUUUUAAUUACGGUGUGCACUCGAGCUGGACUCCACAAAGCCUCUGAUAAAAAUCAAACCCAUCUGAGAGUCGCCUGAACAUCAUCUUCAGUGGAAGAGAUACGACUAAAAAAGCCUUACCAUGGUCCCCAACUUGCUUAAAUUUGAAUAGUGUCCUAGAAAAAGUGCAGAUUCUUGAUAUUUCAUUUUACUUUUCAUAACUUUUCUGUGUUUAUUUAUUUUUUUCUAAAUUCUAAAACACUUUGUUGUUUAUUUCUGGUUUAAAUGAAAACUAAAUGCCAGAUUUUUAAUGUGGUCUCAAACUUUUGGACCCCACUGUAAUCCACAGAGUCAAAAUAUCUAGUACUGUGCAGAAGUCUAAAGCAGCCAAGAAAAUUGUUUAAAACUAUUUAUCUCAGCAGUUGAGUGUGUUUACUCUAGUAAAAGGCACUACACAACAUUAGAGUAAUACAAAUAGGAAGAUGCUUUAAUUGCAUCUAUACAUGCUUUAAUUGUUAACAAACAGCCUGGUCAGAGUCCUUGAUUUUCAAAAGGGUUACGGUUAGGUUUAGGAUUAGGUUUAGGGUUGAAAUUAAAGUUUUGGUUUAGAUUUAAUCAAAUCUAUUACAUUUAAUUGAAAGUUAGUUUAAUACCUAUUUAGUUGAUUGUUAGAUAAAGCCAAGGUAAACAUCUACAAAGGACUCUUAAAAUGUUACUUUUGUUUUUUAAAAUUUAUAUGUUGGAAGAGCAUAGAACAUGUCCAGUGCUGCACUCCAGUCAUUGCAUGGAUUUGUUAAAUUACAUCAGUGGCGCAUCUGAUUUAAUUCAAUGAAAGACUGAUUAGAUAAACUAGGUGUUGGAUGAUAACUGUAAACUGCCCUCAGAAAGGCUUGGAAAUAGUUAAUCUCUGCAAAAUCACAAUGUACUGUUGGUUUGUUUGUAUUAAUUCCAGUGUUUGUUUUUUUAAUAAAUGUCUACUGCUCAAAUAGA
This is a messenger RNA of Colossoma macropomum (tambaqui), 5384 nucleotides long. Its product is annotated as hippocalcin-like protein 1. The transcript has 5 exons. Bases 642 to 1223 code for a protein of 193 amino acids. The record is from RefSeq and is a predicted model, not a curated record. Gene Ontology annotation, molecular function: calcium ion binding. NCBI's taxonomy places the organism in Eukaryota, Metazoa, Chordata, Actinopteri, Characiformes, Serrasalmidae.